AUGUGCGCGACCGAUUACGGUGGCGGCGACAUGGGCGGAACCUCGGCGGACACGUUCGAGGGCUGCAUAGCUGCUUGUGAUGCCAGCCCCGGUUGUAUCGAUGUGUCGUACGUUGGGACCGCCUGUUACUUGAAGGAUAGGCUCAACACCGCAUUGCCUUGGGGCCACGUGUGGACAGCGAAGAAGAUCAUCGAAGCUGCUCCUCCUGCGUCCGGGUCCGGGUCUGGGUCAGAGCCUGGGUCUGGAUCUCAGCCUGAGUCCGGAUCGGGUUCCGCAUCCACGUCUACUUCCGCCUCGCCGACUCCAGCAGCCACCAAACUCACCUGCCGUGACAAUCUCAGCGACGGAACUACCUACGCAGCCACCAAUGGAAUCUGGCAGAUUAUGUGCGCUACCGAUUAUGGUGGUGGAGACAUGGGUGUGAAAGAGGUAUCAUCUUUUGAAGAAUGCAUCCAGGCCUGCGACUCCACUACCGGCUGUAUUGAUGUCUCUUUCGUGCACACCGCCUGCUACAUGAAGAACAGGCUUGGCGAGGCCUUGCCCCGUGGACACGUUUGGACGGCCAAGUGGAUCGCUAAGGUGGAAUCUCCCUCCUCUCAAUCGUCUUCUGCGGCCUCUGGUUCUGGUUCUGGUUCUGCGGCUCCAUCCGAUGGGUCCCCGCCAGCUGGGUCAUCGCCUACAACGACGUCUGCCACCAGCUCAUCACCGUCAUCUUCCCCUACCAGUGGACCACUGUCUUGCCGCGACAACAAGAGCCACGGUAUGACACACACUGCCACUUCUGGCGGGCUCUGGGAGAUUCUCUGUGGCACAGACUAUGCCGGCGGAGAUAUGGGUGCUCAGUCCGCUGAUACCUUCGAGGCAUGCAUUGACCUCUGCGAUAAGACUGAAGGCUGCAUCGAUGUGUCAUUCGUUUACACCGCCUGCUACAUGAAGAACAAGCUCAAUGAAGCGCUCCCUCGUGGCCAUGUAUGGACAGCGAAGCUUCUCAAGUCAGCUGCAGAGAUCGUUACGUUCCCUGAAGCAAAGAGUACUAACGAGGGCACUGGUGUUGAGUCAAUCCUUCCCGGUCCAACAACUCUUGAAUCGCCACCGUUAGCGACACUUGCCCCGCUGGCCCCUCCCGGCGUAGACAUGGGAAGUCUUACAGUCUUGGAGCCCAAGCCGGAGACACAGCUCUGGUACAAUGGAGGCGGCAGCCAAGGGAACUCCUCGUCAAACGACACCGACGCCGAUACGGCAGUUACCGUGCGCCUGAGCAUUGCCUAUCAGUAUCCUUCGGUCGUCUUGGAUCACUCUAUCUAUAUACAGAGUGUCGGCUGUGCAAGUGGCUCUCUGAGUGCCAAGAUCAACAACACGAAGGCCUUUUCACACUCUGCAAACGAGUGGCCGGCCAUACCCAAGCUUCUCUUCAUCACCUCUUCGCCAGACUGCGGGGUUGACGGGCAGAAUGCGUUCUUCCUUGCCGAGUCCAUUACAUUCGAUGCUUCGAGGAUGACAUUCGUAGCGAGUGGUAAUAUGGUCGAGCUUGGCGAUGUUUUCGAAGACAUUGGUAUCGACUUCGGCAAUAUCCAGCCCUCGAACAGCUCCUCGGAUUCCAACUCUACCGCUCCCGCCGUUUGCGGGUCGCCCAGUUCGUCGGUCGUGGAUGGCUUGCCAGCGGUAGCCUGUGGUGAUGACUUCGACAAGACUAUGGAUGAACACCUGGGUUUCUACAGCGAGGGAAAUAAUGAUAUCAAGGCAGCUGCUGCUUCUCCCGGUCUCGAUUCACAGCAUCCGCUCGAGCGACGAUUUCUCGGCAAAAUGUUGGGUGCCGUCGUGGAUUUCGGCAAAGCUAUUGUGGACACAGGCAAGAAGGUAGUUGAGAAGACGGUGGAGGUUGUCAAGGAUGUGGGCAAUAAGAUUGUAGAUGUGGGCAAGCAAGCGGUGAAUUUCGCUGCCUCGGCGGCGACAGGUAUUGCCAAAUUGGGACUAUCACUGGCCACCAAUGCCUUCAAGCUCGGCGCUUUCAUCGUCACCGGCAAGUAUAGCAACACCAUGAACUUACCGAUCAACCUCGGACCACCGGCCCACAUGCAGGAGGACUCACCAUGGGGACCUGCUUUCAAGAUCUACGCCUGGACACGGGCUAAAGAGGACCCCAAGUUUGAGAAGGAGAAGACCACUCUUGAUUUGAUCCAGGAACAGCUCAAAGGAGAGGAAGACCCCGAACCAAGCAUUGAACUGUGGUGCGUCAACUGUGGCGUCAAAGGUCACAUCCGAGCGACGGGCUCGAUCACCGCCACUGCCCUCAGCGGAGUGACGCAAGGUAAAAUCGAUGUCGAUGGUAACAUGCGCGUUGGUGCGUACAUCGGCGUCAAUGCAUUCACCGCGUGGGAAAAGACAAUCAAGAAAGACUUGUUGGUACAAGGACUCCCCGGUUGGUCCAUUCCAGGCAUCGUCACUCUGGGCCCGCAGCUUCGACUCGCUGUGCAGGCUACUAUCGCCGCAGAAGCACAAGGCCAAAUCCUCACCGGCGCCUCGCUGAAUUGGCCGAACCUCAGAGCCUCAGUGGAUUUCGUGAAUUCCGGGCGGUCAACCACGUCUGGAUGGACGCCUAUCGUCGACAAGAAGUUUGAGGCUCAUGGCGAAGUCACUGCCACCGCAGCUUUGGGCUUACCUGUAACCGUCAGCUUCGGCAUCGACAUCCUGAAGGGCCGCUUCAGGAAGGGUGUCGAUCUUACGGACACUCCAGCCAUCGUUGCCAAGGCAGAAUUCGAGGUGGACCUGGCGGAUGGUGAGCUCACUGUUGGGAAUGACGAGUGCCAGGGCGUCGCCUGGGACAUCAGCCUGAGCAAUCAGGUCACGUUGGCGAUCACGGACAUCAAGGAAUGGACGCUCGCGCAGUGGGCUGGGCCAACCUUGGCGAAGGGCUGCAUCGGCCGUCCUCGCGUCCAGGCACCAGUCACGAGCAUCACGAUUCCAACUGCAUCAAUGGUCACCACCACCAGAGCCACAUCGACAGCGCUAUCUACCUCGGUUUCUCAGCCGGUAUCGGGACGUGAAUUCUGCCCUGGCUCCAACGGGCAAACUUUUACCGACAGAUCCGGCAACCUCUACAUGAUCCAGUGCAGGAUUAAUUACGCCAAUGACGACGGCCAACUGAGCACCAAUGAUCCGAACAUGGAGGAGUGCAUCAACACAUGCUCGAAGACCAGCUGGUGUGCCGGUAUAUCCUGGGGAACCACUCUAGCAAGGCCAUGUCAUUUGAAGAGGGCUGUUUCACUCCAAAGGGAUGAUUCGUACCUUGGCUUCAUCGUCUACAGCGCCAGACAGGUGUCUCCAUUCACCAUCCUGAGCGCGUACUACGCGGACAGGGAUAUCACGGCUCUUGCUCGAGCCAAGUUCUACCAGGGCAGCAAGCUGGUCGUCAAUACGAACAACAUGCAUGCUAAUUAUGGCACUGGGGACCCGUGGCCCGGCAACGCAAAGCACAUCACCGUUCUGUACACGUACGGCACUGAGACACGGAUCUUCGUCGCCGCCGACAAUACGGGCAUUUUUGAAAUGGUGCCAGGACCAGUUGAACUCUCCCGAAACUCACAGAUUGUUGCCGCCUACCCCAGACCCACUAGUAGUGGCUUCUUCGGCUCCGUCUCCAACUUCCUGAGCUGGGCUCAGAUCGUUAGCGUCGUAUACGGCCGAGGUGAAAUCCGCAACCAGAAUGUCUACAAUAACUUGUACAACUCCGCUCGUAACACUGGGACCCCCUUCCCCCUCACCAAUGAAUUCUUCGCGCAAGAUACUUGGGUCGGAGUUCCGAAGGUGGCAAUAAUCUGGUAUCGAGACACCAAGCAGGGCGACAACAGCCCCCUAUACACCAUAGUCGGCCGGGAGAACGGCGUCGGCCAGUUCGUGCGGCCCCUCACCAAACGCCAGGAUAACGGCACCGCAGAGGAAACCGUGGAGAUCACCAACAGCGCCACGCCCGAAGUCGCGAGCACCAUCGACAGUGCCGCGAGCGAAUCUCCGAGCGUCAGCAAUAGCACCACGACCGAGUUCCCGAGCAUCAGCAAUAGCAACAGCUCCGCCACCACGAACACGACGAGCUUCGCUCCGGCCACCGUCCGCGUUACAGAUACGUCUAACACCCUCAUCCUAAACACUGGCAAGAACGGUAACCUCUUCAUCUCCGCUGCCGACGACACCACGGACAUGAGCACGCUCCUCGGCCCCCAGCUCGCCGCCGACAAAGGCACCAGCACCAUCUUCGGCGACGAGGAAGGCCGCCUGCUGCACUACUACCCGAUCACCAUGACCGCGACGGGCGCCUCGCGCCUCCGUCUCGCCGACUGGGAUAAGCUGCCCAAGACCGCGGUGCUGAUUAACCUUGCUCCGGUGACGUCGGGCGAGACGACGAUGUUGAUGGCGAUUGAUGCGAGUGGGAACUACUUCUGGCCGUUCAUGUGCGGCAUGAAUGAUGGGCUGAACAAGGUGUUCUUGGUCAAGGAUCCGGAGACGGGCGCGAAGGUGCUGGAGGGUGAGGGACUCAAGUUCUCGGUUACGGGAGGCGUGGUUGGCGAGUGUGGGCCGUUGGCGCUGAAUGCGGUUGUGGGGAAGGAGAUCACUGAGUGA
Molecule: messenger RNA, 4614 nt
Organism: Coniosporium apollinis CBS 100218
Lineage: Eukaryota; Fungi; Ascomycota; Dothideomycetes
Exons: 2
Coding region: 1-4614 (1537 amino acids)
Source: RefSeq, a predicted model, not a curated record